Harmonia axyridis is the source of this 3334-nucleotide messenger RNA. RefSeq lists its product as uncharacterized. The transcript has 29 exons. The record is from RefSeq and is a predicted model, not a curated record. Gene Ontology annotation, cellular component: nucleus. Gene Ontology annotation, biological process: regulation of transcription by RNA polymerase II. Bases 86 to 3223 code for a protein of 1045 amino acids. Lineage: Eukaryota; Metazoa; Arthropoda; Insecta; Coleoptera; Coccinellidae. Gene Ontology annotation, molecular function: DNA-binding transcription factor activity, RNA polymerase II-specific; protein binding; RNA polymerase II cis-regulatory region sequence-specific DNA binding.
GUUCUGUGUCACUUAGAUUUUUGACAUCUCCUAUUAUUUAAUGUUUAUGUUUUUGGAAGAAGUUUGAUGAUUUAAUUAAGUUCAAAUGUUUUCUGAUCGAUUGUUCCGCCCGCCUGAUUGGAGAAUUGUUACAGACGGCUGCGUCAUGGAAUCAUCAGACUCUGUUCAAGUCUUUUCAGACAAAUACCUAGAGAACAUAAGUGACGCCUUCAAAACCUUAUACAAUGAAGAACAGUUAUCAGAUGUAACGAUAUACUGCAGGGAAGGAUCUCUGAAGGCACACAAACUAAUUCUUGCCGCAAGCAGCCCUUACUUCUGUAAAAUAUUCAGGGAGAAUCGAAAUGACUUUCCAAUCCUCAUCCUUCAAGGAACCUCCUUGAGUCAACUGAAAAAUUUCAUUGACCUCCUAUAUAACGGCAUAGCCGAUGUGAAAAACGAUGAUGUUGAAGCUUUGAACGCUCUUAUCAGAGAAUUUGAAAUUAAAGGAAUAAAAUUUGUACCAAAAACCUCAUCUAGCAAUGUGAGACUGGAAAUGAGUGGAAACUCCGAAUCUCCAGAUAGUUUGCACAAUAAAGAAACCAGAUUUAAGGGCAAAAAGAGGGUUGCAAUAGAUUACGAUCCUGAAGAGGAACCUAGAACGAACUCAUCUUUCAUUACAAGACCUGAAAGCAGUGAAAGGCAUAUAUCUAAAAAAGUUCAUAAUGAUAAUCUCCAUGUAGAUGAGCCAGUUCAAAAUGAAGUAAAUGUGAUGGAAAUGCCUCCAGUUCCAAAAAUUAAUAUUACAAGAGAUAUCAAAAGCAUACCUAAUCAUGGAUCAGAUAUGAAGCUUACCGCAUGGGCAAAAAAACAGAGAAAAUUCAAUUGUACUUUGUGUUCCAGCAGUUUCAAACGAUCAUCUCAUCUGGCUCGUCAUCAACUGGUCCACACAGGGGAGAGGCCUUUUCCAUGUUCAAGAUGCGAAAAAGCCUUUUCUAGACAUGACAAACUUAAACACCACAUGAGAAGAGCCCACGAGUACAUUCCAGAUUCCAUGUACGAAAAGAUAGACGAGUAUGUCGAUAGUGAUACAGAAUCCAGCAUUAGGACUUAUUCUAGUCCCCAACUCGACGACUCGGAAGUUGGCCCUACUGACCUUUCUACACCAAAGAAUUCAGAAGAAAAUUCUCCACCAUUAUUCACCAUUUCGCACAUUACUUCAAUAUUAGAGGAUAGCUUUGUGAAUCCCCCCAAAAAAGGAAGAGGAAGACCCAGGAAAUAUCCAGUGCAGACUCCUGGGUCGCUAAACAGCAAUCAGGAACUUCCUGUUUCAAAUGACAUCGAAGCAACUGAAGUAGUAGACAAUUCAGAAACUACUGAAAAUUUGAAAAAAGUGAAGAAAAGAAAGAAAAGAAUGACGUGGUUUGAUUUAUUGAUCUCAGAAAAUGAGGACAAAAGAGUAUCCCUGAGACUGCGACAAAAUAAAAAUGUCAACAAUAACGAAGAAUUUAUGUUUGCUAAAAUAGAACAACAAAGAAAUCCAACCAAUGCAGAUAUUAUGUGUAAUAUUUGUGACAAGCCGUUUGUACAUCUACGCAGAUUGAACAACCACCUGAGAAAAAUACAUGGUAUUACCGAUGGCCCUUCAGAGGACCAAUUAGAUUCCUACAAAAACCAAGAAAACCUUGAGAGUAGUUUAACCGAUGCAAAAGAAGAAUUGGUUAUUUCUGAAGCGAGUGAAAUACUUGAAGAAGAUGUAGGGGAAAAUGUAGAAAAAACGCAUGAACUGAAAGAUAUUGCAAGUAAUUCUUGUGAAGGAACAGAUGCGAUGAAAAAAUGGUCCUAUGAACAAUUGAGAAGAAGAUUACCCAAGGAUUGCAUUAUACAGCCAGUAGCAGAAGUUGCUGGAAAAAAAGGUAAUUUUCGCUCAAACAAGAAAAAAGUUUCUUCUCAAUCUCAAAGCUCUACUUUAACAGCUGCAAUUGAGAGUCACGAGGAAAACUCAACAAAACACCCUGAAGUGAUUACCAAUUCUUCCUUGGAAGGUAUUGUACUUGCAGAACAAAAAAAUGGUGCAUCAUUUUCAGAGAAAACGCCAUCUGAUAAUUCAAUACAUCCUUCUUCUCUGUGCCAAGUUGAAGAAAAUCCAAUUUCACUUGAUGUUGAUGAUAAUAUACCAAUUCCUCUUAAAAUACCUCUUUUGAGUUCAGCGAUAGAGAUCAGUGUAAUAAGCAGCAAAAAGGGAUUCCUGAAUAAAAUCGACAUUCCUGAGGAAAACAAUGAUGAUGAAGAUUUGUCAAUAACAGUUGUUAGUACAUCAAAAGAUAAUGAUCAGAGAGAUGUAACUGAUAAUGAUUGUACUUCGAUUAAUAAUACCACUGUACUCGAUGAUUCUUUGAAUGAAGAAAACGCAACUGUAAACUGUUCACAAUUACCACAAGCAAUACAUAAUGAAUUGGAAGUCCCACAAAAAAGGAAAAGGGGAAGACCAAGAAAGAACUUUGCUCCUGCUAUUAAUACAGAGAUUAGACCUGAUUGUGAAGUUCCUCCUGCUAUUAAUAAAGAGAUUAGACCUAAUUGUGAAGUUCCUCCUGCUAUUAAGAGAGAGAUUAGCCCUAAUUGUGAAGUUGUUCCAGUUGUCAAAAGGCGGAGAGGGAGACCUAAGCGUACAGUUGUUACUGUUUUGAAGAGUGGACCAGGUAGACCUAAGAGUGGACCAGGUAGACCUAAGAGUGAAGUUGCCCCCGCUAUUAAAAGAGGAAGAGGUAGACCUAGGCGUGAAGUUCCUCCUACUUUAAAAGCCAUUCCUACCAUCAAAAGAGGAAGAGGAAGACCGCCUAGGAUCGAAGUUUUUCCAUCGGGACCUGCUGUACAGAACUACAACAUCACAAACUUACCAUACGGAGAUUUAAAUUAUCUAACAAGUCAACAAAACCCAGCUGAAGAGGAAGAAGAUCCUCUUGUGAUAAUGGAACCACUAGUUGAAAUAAAUACGAGUAUGGACCAAAACGAUCAAUCCAAAAAUGGCGAACCCAAUCAGAAUGCAGAUGGUUUAGUCAAAAAGGAAAUUCAAAUUGAAAUUAAAACCGGCAGUGAUCUGGCCAGAGUGAAUUCUAUUGUAGAAAUGUCAAAUGAAAUCAAGACAGAACAGAACGAUGACGCUAACAAUCAUGAACAUAUCGAUAUAAGUGAAAUCGAAAAUAAAAUCGGACUUAUAGGAGAGUGCACAAUAUCUGUUGCUAAUUAAUAGAUUUAUACUUAAAGACUGUUUUACCUUUUGUUCACUUUCUCUAUUUGUAAUGUAAAGUACGUUCUAUUCGACUUAUUGUUUUAUAAUAAAAUAUUUUUGUUUUGAUUA